Molecule: messenger RNA, 804 nt
Organism: Aspergillus glaucus CBS 516.65
Lineage: Eukaryota; Fungi; Ascomycota; Eurotiomycetes; Eurotiales; Aspergillaceae
Exons: 5
Coding region: 1-804 (267 amino acids)
Source: RefSeq, a predicted model, not a curated record
AUGUCGACCUCGGAGACUUCACAAUUUUUUUUCAAGAAUAGACCAGCAAUAGCGCUCCGUACCCCAGCUGAAGUCAGAACCAUCAACAAGAAGACAGGCAAUAUCCACACAACAUCCUUUUAUCGCCCCUCACCGGUUGUGAUCCCAUCGCUGGGGCUGUUUGUCAAGUAUGGGGCGAAUGUGAUUUUAGCCGAGAUUGAGACGCAAAGGAUGGUAUAUCAGCGACUGCAUGGUCGAAUGCCCAUUCCGGAAGUCUUUGGUUGGGCGGAGAAUGGAGAGCAGAGGCAAUGGGGUGGUAUGGCUGAAGAGGAGAGACUGGCUGUCUGUGCUGGGCUGAAGGACAUGGUGAAGGUAUGGAGAGGCCUUGAGCAAGACGAGAACGAACAGUAUAUAGGCAGAACAAGUAGCGUGGGCAAACGACCGCUGGACGAUAUCUUUUUCUACGGCUAUCCAGAAGACCACCAACCAAAAUAUAGCGGAUCAUUCGAAGGCCCAAAUGCCGUUCGCGAGUUUCAAGACAUUUGCCGAUUCCUUAUUAAUAAUCCAGACUCAAUUGCUUUCACCCACAAUGAUCUGAUCCCACAUCCUCUUAAACCCACGGACCCAAUCCCAAAGUGGCCGCAAUCAUUGAUUGGGGCCAAUCUGGAUGCAAGAUGCGUGGGACUUGGUAUGGGAUAUCCCGAUUUCAAUAGGGCCUUCCAAGAGGAGUGGUGGGCAAAGUAUAUGCCGGUGGUUCUGGACCCUGUGGAUGAGGAGAUGCGGUGGCACCCUUGGCUUUUCUUUGCCUUGUCGCUAGGUUGCUGA